GCUAAGAAAUAUUGAAAUCGAAAUAUUGAAAAAAUUAAGAAUAAGAACUCUCAUCAGCGCUAUCUCUGUAAAAGUUAUUUUUUGAAAAUAUUUAAAAAAUAACGCUGAUCUUUAAUUCUUACUUUAUCUUGACAUUUAAGAAAUAAUGAUUGUGAUCAAUUCUUACUUUAUUUAUAUUUUUGUUUUAUUGAUUUUAUUUAUAUUAAUUUUAUUUGCAUUGCUUUGGAGAUAGCAUUGAUUUCUAUAUUUUUAUCUUAUUUCUGAUUUUCUUCCAUUAUUUAUUCUUUUUGUUCAGUUUUUAUUAUUAUUUUUGCCACGUGAUCACGUGAUCACGUAGAAGAUAUCAAAUCGAUGCUAUGUAUCAUUAUAUUUCAUUACAUUUAUAAUCAUAUAUAAAUGAUUUUUAAAUUUUUGAAGACAUGAUUUACAAUAUAUUAAUUUUUCAUCACAAAAUAAAUUUAUAAAUUAAUAGUGUAUUAAUUCAAGAUGAAAAUUGAUCUAUAUUCUCUAUUCUGAUAAAAUAAAUUAUAAGUAAAAAUCUAAUAAAAUAAAAAAUAAAUUAUAAUAUGCAUAAAAUGUUUUUUUUUGUAAUUUUUUCUAAUAUUUUCUUGAAAUAAUUGCAAAAUAAAAAUUUAUUUAUAUCACCGCUUACUAAAAAGUAACUUUUUGUAAUUGUAAAAAAAAUGUACAUAAUAAUAUAGAACAAUCUAUGUUUUAUAAUUUCUAUAAAUAUAUUUAUAAAAUAGAAUAUUUCAUGUACACUUAUAAUAUAUUAUACAACAAAAUAUUUAUUUUAUUUCUUAUUUAUAAUUUUACAUUGAAAUUUAAUUUUAAUUCCAACUAUUACGAACAUUACAAACUUAUUCUGCAAUCAAUAACAUUAAGGAUGACACUAAAAUAUAUAAUCUUAAUACUCUGAGACAUAGAAUAAAAAAUUGAAUGUUAAAUCUAUUCUGUAUCUUGUCUAUGGUAUUAUCAUGUCGGAAAGAAUUAUAUGAAAUUUAAGAAGACAUUGUAAUUAUAAAAUAAAUAUCUUAUUUAGUAAAAUAGUUUAAAAUAAAUUAUAUAAUUUAUAUGUAUACAACGAUAUUUUUUUAUUUAUUUUUUUCGUAUAGUGUAAUAAAUCGGCGCGAAAAUGUCAUGUAAAAAAUUAAAACUUUGUAAAAGUUUAUGACAAUGGUUAUUAAUUAAAAAAAUUUGAUGAAUAUUUUACUUUUUUAAGUGAUUCAAAAUGAGAAAAUAAUGAAUUGGAAUAAUAUAUUGAAUGAUUUGAAAUAUCCUAUAUAUGGAUGAAGAAAAAUGAAAUUUUAAAAGAAACGAAACUUAAUUUAAAAUUUCUGUUAUCUUAAUCGUGCAUGCAAAGUGUGAAGAACACUCUUUAUAUUUUUAUAGUAAUUAAUUUUUUUAUAUAAUGGAAUCUGAAAGUCCUGUUAUAUUAGAACCAUGUGAAGAACAUUCAAUUUUAAUUCAAACUGUAAAAAACAUGGUUAAUGAAAAUACACGUACAGAAUUAGAAAGUGAAGAAGAAGGAUUUUUUGUAGUAACUGAUGUUCAAACUGAACAACAAAAUGUAAUAGAAGUUUCAAAUGAAGAAUCAACAGUAACUCAGUGUAAUGAACAAUUUUCUUGGUCUAAUUUAUGCAGAAUAUGUGCUAAUACCAAUGAUCAUUUAAUCCCAAUAUUUGAAGGAGAAGGUUUACAACAUGAUUUAUGUAAUAAAAUACAUAAAUAUUUACCAAUAUGUAUAACUGAAAAUGAUACACUUCCAUUACAAUUGUGUUAUCACUGUGCUGCUACAUUAUUAGCAUGGCAUGAAUUAUUAGAAGGAUGUUUGAGUGCAGAAAGAAGAUUAUUAGAGAUGCAAGAUGCUUUACAAGAAAAACAGGAAACAGAAGGAUUGGAAACUUCUACACAAGAUACAACAUCUAUAUCUAAUAUAACAGAAUCAGUUCAUCAGCAGCAAGAAAUUGUGAAAGAUGAAGUUUCAAGAAAUUUAGCUGUUACUGAUUCAGAAAGGUGGAAGGCUGAAUCUGAUGCUGUUAUGCAAAUAUCAACGAUCGAAAGCGAAAAUAUAAACGCAGAGGAGAUAGAAUACAUUCAAUGUGCUCAAUGUGAUAUUGUCUUCGUAAAUAUGAAGUACCUUAUAGAUCAUAUGAAUGGCGAGCAUGAAGCUCAAAUGCAUUAUUGUCAGUAUUGUAAGCUAGUGUAUCAUGGUCAAGAAAAAGAUUUUGAAUAUCACAUAUCGAUGCAUAGUAAUAAUUAUAAUAAAUUAAAAAAUAUAGAAAAUGAAAUUUUAGAAUGUACAAAUGACACAAAAAAAGAAAAUAGAGAUAAUGAACGAAUUUCCACUAUAGAUAUUGAAAAGCCUUUGUGUUAUACUUGUAAUUUAUGUGAAAGAAAAUUCACAAAAAAAUCUGAAUUAAAAAAGCAUAUUAACAGACAUUCUGAUGUCAAUCGAAUUCAAAAUCCAGACGAGACAGAACUUGUAAAUAAAGCAAAACAAAUAAUUAAUGAUCGAAUUUCUUAUAAAUGUGACACGUGUAAAAAGAUUAUAUUUACAAAACGGGGGUUUCUACGCCAUAUUCGUGUCCAUUCUGAUAAACGACCUUGCAAAUGCGAUUUAUGUGGAAAAUCUUAUCGUAUCGAACAAGAUCUCGCUAGACAUAUAAGAGAUGUACACGAAGGAUUAAAAAAAUAUGCUUGCGAUAUUUGUGGUCGUGCGUUUGCAAACAAAGGAACAAAGGACGAUCAUCGGAGAAUUCACACCGGUGAACGCCCAUACGCCUGCGAACAUUGUCCAAAAAUGUUUCGAACUCUGAAUUCUGUUUACAUUCAUAAUCGCGUACAUACAGAUUAUAAACCUCAUAAAUGAGAAGUUGUGCGACAUCGUGCAAUACAUAAUGGAAAACCUUUUGACUGUAAAUGCGGUAUGAAAUUUGGUCAAAAAAGAUAUUUGCGGAACCAUAUAAAACAACAUCAUAAAGAAGCGUCAUCGUGGUUAUUAGCAGAAUUAUUGGGAAAUAAUCGAAAUAUAAGUUGAAAAUAAAAUUACGUCUUUAAACAAAUUUUAUACGAAUAUUAGAUAAGAUAAAAUAUACAAAUUGAUAUGUUUAUUUUAUUUAUUAUAUCUAUAUAACUUUGUAUAAUUUCUAAAUCAAUUUAAAAUCGAAAAUCAAUAAUAUAUCUAUAAAAUAUUUAUUUUUUUUGUAUCCAUGAAGAAUCGAACUAUUCUAAAUUAGUUUAUUAUAAAUGAAUUCAAUUAAGAAUUUUAAUAAAAAAUUCAGAUAAUGUAUAGAAUGUAUAACAUAGAUUUAUGUAGGCGUUAUUAUAGUUUGAUUCUAAGUUAAACAUUUUUUAUUACAUUUAUUUAAUAUAUUAACAAUUAUGCAAUAUUAUAAAAUACUUGAAUUAUUACGAAAUAUUUAAUUGCUGUGAUAUGAUUUCAAAUUAUAAGUUUAUAUAUAUAUGUAUAUCAUAUAUAAAGUAAAAUAAUAUUAUAAAUAUUCUAAAUGAAAAUUUUAAAUCAUAAAAUAAUUUUUAUAAUGGAUAUUUCAGAAAUCGUAUAUAUAUAUAUAUAUAUAUAUAUAAAGAAUAAAUCAUUUUCAUCCAAUUAGUUUAAUAACAUGCAUUUUUUUUAAACUUAAUAAUAAUGAUAAAGAAUUAAUAUAAAAAAGUAUAGAAAUAUAUACAUUUCUAUAAUAUAUGAAAAUAUAUAAAAUAUAUAUAUAUAUAUAUAUUUAUAUAUAAAAUGUAUAUAUAUCUAUAUUAUAUCUUAUUUUAAAAGUAAUGAAAAUUUUGAAAACAUUUAAUCAUCAAAUAAUAUAUGUAAUACUUCUAUUUUUAACUUCUUCCUUUUGAAAAAUUUAUUUUUGCAAGUGAUUAAGCAUCAAUUCUUUAAAUUUAUAUAUCAACAUCUGUAACAUUUUACAUAUAUAUUUAUUUUAAUGUAAUUUUUGUACACUUAAUAUAAUAUUUAUUUUACCUUGUCAA
Messenger RNA from Apis cerana (Asiatic honeybee), 3990 nucleotides. RefSeq names its product zinc finger protein 568. The record is from RefSeq and is a predicted model, not a curated record. Gene Ontology annotation, cellular component: nucleus; chromatin; transcription regulator complex. Gene Ontology annotation, molecular function: RNA polymerase II cis-regulatory region sequence-specific DNA binding; DNA-binding transcription factor activity, RNA polymerase II-specific; zinc ion binding. Gene Ontology annotation, biological process: regulation of transcription by RNA polymerase II. NCBI's taxonomy places the organism in Eukaryota, Metazoa, Arthropoda, Insecta, Hymenoptera, Apidae.